AUGAUACGAAAGCUAGAACACGAGAGGGAAAAACUUUCUGGCCAACUGGAAGUCAGCCAAGAAGCGGCAUCACAAGCGAAAAAGAUCGCAAAAGAGUCCGAAAACUCAGUUCGCCUGGCGCAAGACAGAGUCAGAGAUCUCGAACGAGAGCUUUCUAAAGUUGUUACUCAUCGAGACGAGCUAGAAGAAACGGGCGAUUUUGCUAACCAAGAGUCAGCGAAGAUCAAGCACAUGCUUCUCUUAGCGGAGUCACAGCUGGAAGAAGCAAGGAGCCAACUUAAAGAAAACUCUAGUGAAGAUGCGAUCGCCUUAAAAAUCGAACUUGAUAAUACUCGUGAAGAACUCAACAGUGCACUAGCAAAUGUGGAGUCGCUCAAGACUGACAAACUUCAAACUGACGAUGCGCUCUCUAGGCUAAAAUAUGAGCUCGAGUCUGCACACUCCGAAGCAUCACGACUACGAGACGAACACUCUGAGUUGACACAAGAGCGACGCAAGCUUGUCGACGAAGGUGAAAAACUACGACUCCAGCUUUCGGAGAAAAUUGUCGAAAGCGGCAAAUUUGAAGCUGCGCUCGCUAACCGAGAGAAGCAUCUUGCCUCUUCAUCGGAAGAAAAUGAGCGGCUUUCUUUGGAGAACCAAGCUUACACAGAAAAAUUUGUCGAGCAGGAAGCGGUCAAUGCGCGUCUCAAAGAGGGAAACUACAAGUUGCAAGACGCACACAAGAAGAUGACCGACGAGCACAGCCAAAUGUCUUCCAAAUACGAAGAAAUGCAGCGCGAAAACGAACGCUGCAAACGCGAAACGGCCGACGCCAAAAGCACCGCCACCGAUAUUUAUAAAGAAAACCAAAGAUUCACCUCUGAAGCUGAAAAAAUUGAAGCUCAACUGACAGCUAAUUCAAACGAGCUCGCCAAUUAUCGAGACCUACUUGAGCAAGCUCUGGGGAUCCGAAAAGAUUUGGAGUCAAAGUUGAGCUCGUUGGAGACUGAGAAAAGUAAAGCUCUCGAAGAGUCUGAAGAGACUGCCAAGAAAUCUCAAAGGCUGCAAGAAGAAAUCGAUCUGCUUCAGAGCAAGUUGCAGCAGCUGCAAAGCGAAAACUCGGAGAUCAAGGCGUCAUUGAGCACGAGCGAGAAUCAAAAUGAAACACUCCAAAACGAUCUCAAAAACCUACACGGCCGCCUUGCCGAUUUGGAAGAAACAACUUCAAUCAACGCGGAGAACUCGGCGCUGGGAGAGGCGGAACGCAAAAGUCUCAUGGAGAGAAUCGAACAGGCCGAAGAUCGAGCAACGACGUUGUCCGGCGAUCUUGAAGAGCUCCGAGACAAGUUUGAGAAAACCGAGAGCAAACUUGCCGAAGAAGUUCGAAUCCACAAUCAGACCAAGGAAGACUUAGAAACGAAUAUCAACAGAGUGAAAAACUGCGAGCAAAAGUUCAACGAAAAAGACAAGUCACUCAAACAAGCGCAUGACAAGUUAAAGAAAGUCGUGAACAAAUGCAAAGCUGACGCAAGUACGAUCGAAAACUUGACGAAACAACUCGCGUCUUCCGAUGAAGCUGCUCAAAACUUGAAGGAAAAGUUUUCAACUGCACAUGACUCCCAAAAGCUAGCAGAAGUAAAAGUAAUGGAGCUCGAACAGCGCCUAUCCGUCGUCUCAUCGAAGCACCAAACUGCUGAAGAAAGUCUUGAUGAAAUCGAGAAGAAAUUUGGCGAAUGUCAAAAGCGCGAAACGGAGCAAAGUAAGAAGGUGAAAGAUUUGGAAAAGGAAAACAAAAAUCUCGAGAAGAAAUCAAGAGAGAUUGAAACUAAAAUAGAAAUGUUCAAAGGCGAGAACGAAAAACUCCAAGCAGAGAUGAACGAAAAAGAAAAGAGGUGUACCGCCCUUUCAAACAAAAUAGAGUCGAUAGAUCAAGCGAAAAGAUCACUGGAGUUGAUCGUCACCGAUAACAAGAACUCGUUUGCUGCUUCGUCUGAAGAGAACACUCGCCUGAUUGCAGAAAAGAGUCGUCUCGAAGAGAAACUCGCAAGUCUCAAAGAAUCUCAAGCGCAGACGAUGAACGAGCUUUCUUCGACAAAAUCGAAGGUUGAAGAACUAGAAAAACAAAAUACAAUCGUCGGUAUCAAGCUCGAAACUGCUCUGAAUGAGCACACUACCUUGAGCGAAGAAAACGCGACACUCAACAGUAGACUCGAUGCAAUUCAAAAGAACAUUGGGAACGCAGAGAAUCGCUCCGAGAAGGCGGCAAAUGAAGUGAAGGAGAUGGAGGAAAAACUCGUUGUGGCGCAAAAGUCGGAAAGUGACGCGACUGGUGCUUUGAAAAACGUCGAGGACGAACUGAAAUCAACGAAGAAAAAGCUCGCUCAAGUUGAGAGCUUGUCCGAGAGUCAAUCCGCCGAGCUCAAAUGCAUCAGCAGCGAGCUAAAAGAACUACGUGGCGAGCUUGAAUCAGUAAAUCAGAAGUCAGCCGACUUUGGGAAAGAGAAAACUUCGUUGCUGGAGCAAAUUCGCGAUUUACGCGAAGAGAAAGAGUCUCAAAAGGGCUCGUUGCUGGAGAAAGCUGAGGAAGAGCGGUCUAAACUGAUUGGCAUAUCUACAGAGCUCGAGGCCAAAUGUGCUAAAAUCGAACAAAAUGUGGCCGCAGCCGAGGAACUUGCCGCUGAAAGAUUGGGAAAGAUCGCCGAUCUCGAAACUGAAGCAUUGAAGCAACAGGAAAUUGCGGAAGAGCUUCAGUCCAGGCUUCGCAGUAAAGAAGAAGAGCUCCACAAGACGCUUGAGAGCGUCUCUAGUCAAAAAGCAGACUCUGAAAAAACGGCGAAGAUGUCGCAAAAGCAGGUGCAAGAGUUGAAAAAAGAGCUGCAAAAAGUAAUGGACAGGGAAAAAGAAGUUCUUGAGAAGCAAAACGAGCUUGAGAUAGAAAAAGCACGAGUGAUAGAAGAGGCGAGCAACAACGGCCCAGAGGUCGAUCUAGACUAUUUGAAGCAUAUCGUCUUGCGGUACAUCACUGCGCCCAGCCAUGACAGGGAGCACAUUCUCAAGGCGCUCGGCCAGGCGCUGGCCUUCUCAAGUGACGACAAAAAGCUAGUGAGCGAUACGCUAGAAUACAAAAAGAGCUGGUUCGGCGCGAAACCGCCCGCCCCCAGAGGCUCAAUCGCGCCUUCCAUUCAAAGUAGCAAAAAGUAA
Messenger RNA from Oikopleura dioica, 3183 nucleotides. The record is from the annotation of a GenBank genome assembly. NCBI's taxonomy places the organism in Eukaryota, Metazoa, Chordata, Appendicularia, Copelata, Oikopleuridae.